CGCCUCCUCUUCCUAAGAUGGCAGCUGCUGCGGCGCCCGUUUAGCCGGUGCCGCGUGUCGUAGCAGCCCGGCAGCCCCCGCCCCAGGAGGGGUGAUCUUGGAGGGCAAAACAAGGAACCAGGUGUCUUUAAGUUAAAAGGUCCCCUUUAUGUCUCUACCCACCUUCCAUCAUGAGCAACGUUUCAGUGGAGAAGAAGAGCAAAGGAUUGAAAUUUGCCGAAAAGCAACUAAAGAGGCAUGGCUGGAAAAAAGGUAAAGGACUUGGGAAGCGAGAAAAUGGGAUCUCUGAAGCCAUAAAGGUCAAAGUGAAGUGUGACACAGCUGGGGUGGGCCACAACUCAGCUGAGCAGUUCACCUUCCACUGGUGGGACCACCUCUUCAAUGCAUCUGCUGCUAACAUUGCUGUCGAGGCUGAGCAGGACGGUGUCCAAGUGAAGGUCUCUGGGCAGGCUGGAACAAUAACUAAUAAAAAGCCCCGUAAAGCGCAAGUGGGGAAGGACAUGCUCUACGGCCGCUUUGUGAAGGCAGCCACGUUGACAUCUGGCGGAGAGCAGCCCUUGAACCCGGCUCCCUCUUCGGACAGCAGCGAUGAGGAUGAGAAGCUUGACCUGUCCACGGCUAGGAGGCUCACUGAUGAAGAGCUGGUCCAGGCUUGUGGGGGCAGAACAGCCCACAAGGGCGCUCGACACGGCUUCACCAUGAGUGCCAAGUUAGCCCGGCUGCAAGAGCAGGAAAAAGCUUUCUUGGCAAGCCGCAUCCAGCAGAAGAAGAGCGAGCCGGAGGCCGGGGAGGAGGCAGCCUUGAAGGGCAGCAGCUGUGUGGAUAGAGAACGGAAGCGAGCCAAGAAGGGCAAGGAGAGAGAUGUAGGUGCUGGAGCUGAGGAGAGCCUGGAAGGGACAGGAGAGGAGGAGGAGGAGGAGCAGGAGGAGGAGGAACCCAGAAAGACGAAGCUGAAGAAGAAGAGGAGGAAGAAGAAAAGGAAGCUGCAAGAGCAGAGGGGAGGGAGGGAGGACAAGGAGCUGCCGGCAGAAGCCACGGAGCGGGAGGACAGUUGGGCCGGAGCUGCCACUCGCAGGGGGAAGAAGGCAAAGAGGGCAUCGCAGUGAAGGGGGAGGGGGGCGCAUGCCCCAAUUCCGGGAGCCCCGUUCUUCUGGCGACGUCCUUUGUGAACGGCGUUCGGCCCAGUUGGCUCAUCUUGUGACACGGAGACCAGCUGACGUAUCAUCUCCUUUUUAGUAAAAAUAAAAUAAAAAACACU
Molecule: messenger RNA, 1258 nt
Organism: Elgaria multicarinata webbii
Lineage: Eukaryota; Metazoa; Chordata; Lepidosauria; Squamata; Anguidae
Product: G patch domain-containing protein 4
Exons: 8
Coding region: 171-1106 (311 amino acids)
Cellular component (GO): nucleolus
Molecular function (GO): nucleic acid binding
Source: RefSeq, a predicted model, not a curated record